This is a messenger RNA of Parnassius apollo (apollo), 696 nucleotides long. The record is from the annotation of a GenBank genome assembly. Lineage: Eukaryota; Metazoa; Arthropoda; Insecta; Lepidoptera; Papilionidae.
AUGGACGCCGCACAACUAAUUGCAGUCGUGCAAGAGUAUGAAGAGUUAUAUAAUUUAAGACACCCUUUUUAUUCUAACCAACAAAGGAGGGACAAUAUCUGGGAAGAAAUUGGACGAAGAUUUAAUAAAAGCGCUAAUGCAUGCAAGGAGCGAAGGACCAGAAUUAGAGAUAACCAUUGGAAGGCUUUGAAUUUGCACAAGACAAAAAGCGGCCAAGCAGCAUCAAAGAUAACAGCUUCUAAAUUCUCACAAGAACUUUCUUUUCUAACACCGUAUCUAAACGAUGAGGAAGAACGGCGUUCAAACCUAUCACCUAGAAGUGCCAAAAAUAACGAAGAAACACAACUUGAGUCACUGAAUGAAUUAGGUUAUCCAGAUAACAAUGUAUCAAGCGAUGCACAAAGUGAACAAUCCGUGCAAUCCUUGGGAUCAUCACGAAUUAUCCGUAAGAAAUCGAGCUUCGCAACUUCACAAGCUUCACAAGGCCCAACUGCAGCCAGCGUUCUACAAGAUUACUUAAUAAGCACGGCCGAAACCAGAAACCACAGCGAUUCUCUUCUCGAUUUUUUCAUUAAUAUGGCAAAAACAGUAAAGACUUUUCCUUUACAAGACCAGGUUAACAUUAAAGCUCAGUCAUUUAAAAUGGUUAACAAUCGGCUUCUUCAAAUACAACGAUGUUUGCUGCACCUGCUAUGA